Gallus gallus (chicken) is the source of this 11646-nucleotide messenger RNA. It is a transcript of the gene CELSR3, whose product is annotated as cadherin EGF LAG seven-pass G-type receptor 3. Lineage: Eukaryota; Metazoa; Chordata; Aves; Galliformes; Phasianidae. Gene Ontology annotation, cellular component: plasma membrane. Gene Ontology annotation, biological process: cell surface receptor signaling pathway; homophilic cell-cell adhesion; G protein-coupled receptor signaling pathway. The record is from RefSeq and is a predicted model, not a curated record. The transcript has 36 exons. Gene Ontology annotation, molecular function: calcium ion binding; G protein-coupled receptor activity. The coding region runs from base 11 to 9781 and encodes 3256 amino acids.
GCCGAGCAGCAUGGCGGCGGAGGAGCGGCCGCCGAGCCGCCGCCGAGCCCGGCGCGGGCCGCCGCUUUUGCCGCUGCUGCCGCUGCUGCUGCUCCCUUUGUUCCCCCCCGGGCUGGGGGCCGCCGCUCCGCCGGGCCGGGGGCCGCCGCGCCUCGGGGGCUGCUGUCCCGCCGCCGCCGCGCCGCGCUGGGGGGCGGCCGCCCUUCCCCCGGGGCCGCCCGCGGCUCCGCGUCGCCGCUCCCCGCCGCGCUGCCCGCCCCGCGCCGCCCCGCCGAGACCGCGGAGGGGGCGUCGGGCGGCCCCCAACCGGCACCCGCUGUUCCCGCAGUACAACUACCAGGCGGAGGUGGCCGAGAACCAGCCCGCGGGCACGGCCGUGGUGGCGGUGGCGGCGCAGGACCCCGACGGGGGCGAGGCGGGGCGGCUGGUGUACUCCAUGGACGCGCUGAUGAACAGCCGCUCUCUGGAGCUCUUCAGCAUCGACCCUCACGCCGGGCUCAUCACCACCACCCAAGCCCUCGACCGCGAGAGCAUGGAGCUACACUACUUCCGAGUGACGGCCGCCGACCACGGGGCGCCCCGGCUGUCCGCCACCACCAUGGUGGCCAUCACCGUGGCCGACCGCAACGACCACGACCCGGUGUUCGAGCAGGGCGAGUACCGGGAGACCAUCCGGGAGAACGUGGAGGAGGGUUACCCCAUCUUGCAGCUGCGCGCCACCGACGUCGACUCGCCACCCAACGCCAACAUCCGCUACCGCUUCGUCAACGAGAGGGCGGCCCACGCCGUCUUCGAGAUCGACCCGCGCUCCGGGCUCAUCACCACCAGCGGGCCGGUAGACAGGGAGAAGAUGGAGAGGUACUCCCUGGUGGUGGAAGCCAACGAUCAGGGCAGGGAACCGGGGCCUCGCUCUGCCACCGUCAGGGUGUACAUCACGGUGCUCGACGAGAACGAUAACACGCCGCAGUUCAGCGAGAAGCGCUACAUCGUCCAGGUGAGGGAGGACAUACGGCCGCACACCGAAAUCCUGCGCGUCACCGCCACUGAUUUGGACAAGGACAACAACGCGCUCGUCCACUACAACAUCAUCAGUGGGAACAGCCGGGGCCAGUUCUCUAUCGACAGCGUCACCGGGGAGAUCCAGGUGGUGGCCCCGCUGGAUUUUGAGGUGGAGCGUGAGUAUGCCCUGAGGAUCCGGGCGCAGGAUGCGGGGCGCCCGCCGCUCUCCAACAACACCGGCAUGGCCAGCAUCCAGGUGGUGGACAUCAAUGACCACGCCCCCAUCUUUGUCAGCACCCCUUUCCAAAUCUCCGUCCUGGAGAACGCGCCUCUCGGCCAUUCUGUCAUCCACAUCCAGGCCGUGGACGCGGACUAUGGUGAGAACGCGCGUCUGGAGUACAAGCUGACCGGGGUCUCGGCUGACACACCCUUCGUGGUGAACAGUGCCACAGGGUGGAUCACGGUCAGCGGGCCUUUGGACCGGGAGUUGGUAGAGCACUAUUUUUUUGGGGUGGAGGCUCGUGAUCAUGGCUCUCCGUCGUUAUCUGCCUCUGCCAGCGUCACCAUCACGGUCAUGGAUGUCAACGACAAUCGCCCCGAGUUCACCCAGAAGGAGUACUUUAUUCGCCUGAACGAGGAUGCGGCCGUGGGGACCAGCGUCCUCAGCGUCACAGCAAUCGAUCGGGACGUGAACAGUGCCAUCACCUACCAGAUCACAGGGGGCAACACGCGGAACCGUUUUGCUAUCAGCACUCAGGGUGGAGUGGGGAUCAUCACUCUGUCCCUGCCGCUGGACUACAAGCAGGAGCGGCGCUACGUGCUCACCGUGACGGCCUCCGACCGCACGCUGCGUGACAACUGCCAUGUGCACAUCAACAUCACUGAUGCCAACACGCACAGGCCAGUAUUCCAGAGCGCGCACUACUCUGUGAGCAUCAAUGAGGACCGGCCCGUGGGCAGCACUGUGGUGGUGAUCAGUGCCACAGAUGAUGACGUGGGGGAAAACGCUCGCAUCACGUACUACCUGGAAGACAACGUCCCUCAGUUUCGCAUCGAUCCGGAUUCUGGGGCCAUCACUCUCCAGGCAGAACUGGAUUACGAGGACCAGGUCACCUACACGUUGGCUAUCACAGCCAAAGACAACGGGAUCCCCCAGAAAGCAGACACUACCUACGUUGAAAUCAUGGUGAAUGACGUUAAUGAUAAUGCGCCCCAGUUUGUCAGCACUCAUUACCAGGGCGUGAUCUCUGAGGAUGCGCCUCCAUUCACCAGCGUGCUCCAGAUCUCUGCCACCGACCGGGAUGCCCACACCAAUGGGAGAGUACAGUACACCUUCCAGAACGGGGAGGAUGGGGAUGGAGACUUCACCAUAGAGCCCACCUCGGGGAUCAUUCGCACUGUCCGCAGGCUGGACCGGGAGAAUGUCCCAGUCUAUGAGCUGACUGCAUAUGCUGUGGACAGGGGCAUCCCUGCUCAGCGAACUCCUGUCCAUAUCCAAGUGACUAUUCAGGAUGUGAACGACAAUGCCCCUGUCUUUCCAGCUGAAGAGUUUGAGGUCUUGGUAAAGGAGAACAGCAUUGUAGGCUCCGUCGUGGCUCAAAUCACAGCCAUUGACCCGGAUGAGGGACCCAACGCCCAGAUAAUGUAUCAAAUUGUGGAAGGCAACAUCCCUGAGAUAUUCCAGAUGGACAUCUUCUCUGGGGAGCUCACGGCCUUGAUAGACCUGGAUUAUGAGACAAAACCGGAGUAUGUGAUUGUAGUGCAGGCCACCUCUGCCCCUUUGGUCAGCAGAGCCACGGUACACAUCAAACUCAUUGACCAGAAUGACAACAGCCCUGUUCUCAAGAACUUCCAGAUCCUAUUCAAUAACUACGUGUCCAAUAAAUCCAAUACCUUUCCCUCCGGAGUCAUAGGGAAGGUCCCAGCAUAUGAUCCAGAUGUGUCCGACCGCCUCUUCUACACCUUUGAACGGGGAAAUGAACUGCACUUGUUGAUUGUAAAUCAGACAAGCGGGGAGCUGAGGCUGAGCCGUAAGCUGGACAACAACCGUCCACUCGUGGCUUCCAUGCUGGUGACUGUCACAGAUGGCAUCCACAGCGUGACGGCCCAGUGUGUCCUGCGGGUGAUCAUCAUCACAGAGGACAUGCUGGCCAACAGCAUCACGGUGCGCCUGGAGAACAUGUGGCAGGAGCGCUUCCUCUCCCCACUGCUGGCCACCUUCCUGGAAGGGGUGGCCACCGUGCUUGCUACGCCCAAAGAGGACGUCUUCAUCUUCAACAUCCAGAAUGACACGGACGUGGGUGGCACGGUGCUCAAUGUCAGCUUCUCGGCCCUGGCGCCGCGGGGUGGGCACUACUUCAGCUCGGAGGAGCUGCAGGAGCAGCUGUACAUGAAGCGCAUGGCGCUGACGGGAGCCUCCAUGCUGGAGGUGCUGCCCUUUGACGACAACGUCUGCCUGCGGGAGCCCUGCCAGAACUACAUGAAGUGCAUCUCCGUCCUCAAGUUCGACAGCUCUGCGCCCUUCAUCGCCUCCCCGUCCACUCUGUUCCGCCCCAUCCACCCCAUCACCGGCCUCAGGUGCCGCUGCCCGCAGGGCUUCACUGGCGACUACUGCGAGACGGAGAUCAACCUGUGCUAUUCCAACCCCUGCCUGCACGGAGGGACGUGCACGCGCAAGGAGGGCGGCUACACCUGUGUGUGCCGCCAGCACUUCAGCGGUGAGAACUGUGAGGUGGACAGCCGCUCGGGGCGCUGCCAGCCCGGCGUGUGCCGCAACGGGGGCACCUGCACCAAUGGCGCUGAUGGGGGCUUCCGCUGCCAGUGCCCAGCGGGCGGCUUCGAGACACCCUUCUGCGAGCUGUCCACGCGCUCCUUCCCACCCCGCUCCUUUGUCAUGUUCCGGGGCCUACGCCAGCGCUUCCACCUCACCCUCUCCCUCUCGUUCAGCACGGUGGAGCCCGGUGGCCUCCUGCUGUACAACGGGCGCCUGAACGAGCGGCACGACUUCUUGGCGGUGGAGAUCAUCCAGGGGCAGGUCCAGCUGAAGUACUCCACAGGGGAGUCCAGCACGGUGGUGAGCCCGUACCUGCCUGGGGGUGUGAGUGAUGGGCAGUGGCACACGCUGCAGCUCCGCUACUACAACAAGCCUAAGGUCAGCGCCCUGGGAGUGGUUCAGGGCCCCUCCAAGGACAAGGUGGCCAUCCUGACAGUGGAUGAAUGCGACGCCUCUGUGGCCCUGCAGUUUGGCAGUGAGAUUGGGAACUACUCGUGUGCUGCAGAAGGAGUGCAGACUAGCUCCAAGAAGUCCUUGGACCUCACGGGUCCCUUGCUCCUCGGAGGAGUCCCCAACCUGCCAGAAAACUUCCCUGUCUCCCACCGGGACUUUGUGGGAUGCAUGAGAGAUCUGUACAUCGACAACAAACGCAUCGACCUGGCCUCCUACAUUGCCAACAAUGGAACCACUGCAGGCUGCCACGCCAAACACAGCUUCUGUGACUCCAGCCCCUGUAAGAACGGCGGCACCUGCUCGGUCAGCUGGGGAACCUAUUCCUGCCUCUGUCCUGUGGGCUUCGGGGGCAAGGACUGCCGCCACGCCAUGCACCAUGCCCACUAUUUCCAGGGCAACAGUGUCCUGAGCUGGGACUUCAAGGCGGACAUGAAGAUCUCAGUGCCAUGGUACUUGGGGCUGGCAUUUCGGACCCGACAGAUGGACGGGGUGCUUCUGCAGGCCCACGCUGGCCAGUACACCACCCUGCUGUGCCAGCUGUCUGGAGGCCUGCUCUCCUUCAUGGUGAGCCGGGGCUCGGGGCGCAGCACCAGCCUGGUGCUGGACCAGCUGCAGCUGAACGACGGGCGAUGGCACGACCUCCAGCUGGAGCUGCGGGAUGUCCGCAGCGGGCGGGACUCACGCUACGUCAUCACCAUCAUGCUGGAUUUUGGGCUCUACCAGGACACGGUUGUUGUUGGAAAUGAACUGCAUGGCCUGAAGGUGAAACACCUGCACGUGGGGGGAGUCCUGGGCUCUGGCGAGGUGCAGAACGGGCUGAGGGGCUGCAUACAGGGGGUGCGACUGGGUGACAGCGUCACUGGGACUGUGCUGCCUAAGCCCAGCCAUGCCCUACGGGUGGAGGCUGGCUGCAGCGUGCCCAGCCCUUGCGACUCCAACCCCUGCCCAGCCAAUAGCAUCUGCAAGGAUGAGUGGCAGAGCUAUUCCUGUGUCUGCCAGCCAGGGUACUACGGAGGGGAAUGUGUGGAUGCAUGUCACCUCAACCCCUGCAAGAACAAGUCGGUGUGUCGCCGCAAGCCGGGCUCACCUCUGGGCUACGUGUGUGAGUGCGGAGGGAACUUUUUUGGGCAGUACUGCGAGCACAGGAUGGACCAGCAGUGUCCGAAGGGCUGGUGGGGGAACCCCUCCUGCGGGCCAUGCAACUGCGAUGUGAGCAAGGGCUUUGACCCUGACUGCAAUAAAACCAACGGGCAGUGCCACUGCAAGGACUUCCACUACCGCCCCAAAGGCAGCGACACCUGCCUGCCUUGUGACUGCUACCCCGUGGGCUCCUCCUCGCGCUCCUGCGACAAGGAGACUGGCCGGUGCCACUGCAGGCCUGGAGUCAUUGGCCGCCAGUGCAACAGCUGUGACAGCCCCUUCGCCGAGGUGACACCCAGUGGCUGCAAGGUGCUCUACGAUGGAUGUCCCAAAAGCCUGAAAGCAGGCGUGUGGUGGCCUCAGACCAAGUUUGGCUUCUCGGCCGUGGUGCUGUGUCCCAAAGGCUCCUUGGUUUCAGCCAGGAUGGGGCUGGGCCUGACACUACAGCUGGGCACACGUAGCACCUGGUGCUGCACAGCUGGGCCCCUUCUGAGCGCUGUGCGGGGAGCAGGGCAUGGCGUGCCGCUCGGUGAGUGCCUUGGGUGGAAGUCACAGCCCUGCUUGGAGAAGGCCGAUGUGGGUGAUGGCAGAGGUGCGAGCAGGGUGUGUGGGACUGCAGGGCAGCGCGAGCCCCAGGGGACAAUACAAACCCUGUCCUUCUCCAGCCGUUCGCCCCGGGAAGAGGCAGGUUCGGCUCCUAACUGUUGUCGCUUCUCUCCCCGGUUCUCUCGCCAUCCGUGCUCAGGUUUGAGGGGUGCAGGUGCAGCUGUCAGACACUGUGAUGAGGAGAAGGGCUGGCUGGAGCCCGAUCUCUUCAACUGUACUUCACCUGCCUUCAAGGAGCUCUCCAUGCUGCUGGAGGGCUUGGAGAGGAAUGAGACUGAGCUCAACACGAUUGAAGCCAAGAAGUUGGCCCACCGUCUCCGGGCCGUGACAGACCACAUGGACCACUACUUUGGCAACGAUGUGCACAUCACCUACCGCCUGCUGUCCCGCCUGAUGGCCUUCGAAAGCCGGCAGCAUGGCUUUGGUCUGACAGCCACGCAGGAUGCCCACUUCAAUGAGAACCUGUUGCGUGCGGGCAGCUCUGUGCUGGCGCCUGAGAACCGGGAGCACUGGGCUAUGCUGCCACACAGCGAGCACGGCAGCGCCAGCCUGAUGGAGCAGCUGCGGGACUACUCGGGCACACUGGCCAGCAACAUGAAACUCACCUACCUCAACCCUGUUGGUGUCGUCACCCCCAACAUCAUGCUGAGCAUCGACCGCAUGGAGAACCACUCACACAUCCGCCGGCGCUACCCUCGCUACCACAGCAGCCUGUUCCGUGGCCAGCCUGCCUGGGACCCCCACACCCACGUUGUGCUGCCACUGUCAGUGCUGAGCCCCCCAAAAGCCGAAGCUGUCGCCACGGCGGUGCCCACGGUGGCUGGGGGUGAAGGGAACUACACCGUGGAGAGCUCAUCUCCAAGGCAGGCACUGCCAGAGCCUGAGCCUGCUCUCACUGUCAUCAUCCUCAUCAUGUACCGCACACUGGGGGGGCUGCUCCCCGCACGCUACCAGGUGGAUCGUCGCAGUGUCAGGCUCCCCAAGAAUCCUGUGAUGAACUCCCCCAUUGUGAGUGUGUCUGUGUUCAGCAAUCACACCUUCCUGCGGGGGCCCCUGGACACCCCUCUCGUGCUGGAAUUUCGCCUGCUGGAGACAGCCAACAGGAGCAAACCUCUCUGUGUCCAGUGGAACCACUCCAGCCCGACCAAUCCAUCAGGCUUCUGGACAGCCAGGGACUGUGAUCUUGUGUACCGAAACACCACGCACGUCCACUGCCAGUGUUCCCAGUUUGGCACCUUUGGGGUUCUGAUGGACAGCUCACACCGAGAGCAACUAGAAGGUGACCUGGAGACGUUGGCGAUUGUCACCUACUCCUUGGUGUCUCUCUCCCUUGUGGCCCUGCUGCUGACCUUCUCCUUCCUGACCUGCCUCAAAGGCCUCAAGUCCAACACACGUGGCAUUCACUCCAACAUAUCGGUCACCCUCUUCUUCUCUGAGCUCCUCUUCCUCCUGGGCAUCAACCGCACUGAAAACCAGUUUCUUUGCACUGUGAUUGCCAUCCUCCUCCACUGCUUCUUCCUUUCCACGUUUGCCUGGCUCUUCGUCCAGGGCCUCCACAUCUAUCGCAUGCAGACCGAAGCCCGCAAUGUCAACUUCGGGGCCAUGCGUUUCUACUAUGCCAUCGGCUGGGGAGUGCCUGCCAUCAUCACCGGGCUGGCUGUUGGCCUGGAUCCUGAGGGCUACGGGAACCCUGACUUCUGCUGGAUUUCCGUUCAUGAUAAGCUGGUCUGGAGUUUUGCAGGCCCCAUUACUGUCGUCAUUGUGAUGAAUGGGGUGAUGUUCCUGCUUGUGGCCAAGAUGUCCUGUUCCCCAGGCCAAAAGGAGACUAAGAAGAAAUCGGUUCUCAUGACGUUACGGAGCUCCUUUGUUCUGCUUCUAGUUAUUAGCGCUACCUGGCUCUUUGGCCUCUUGGCUGUCAACAACAGUGUCCUGGCUUUCCACUACCUCUACACUGUCCUCUGCAGCCUCCAGGGCCUGGCUGUGCUGGUCCUCUUCUGUGUGCUGAAUGAGGAGGUGCAAGAGGCCUGGAAGCUGGCCUGCCUUGGCAAGAAGGGGCAGAGCGAGGAGGCUGCUCGGAGUACGCAGGGCCCCAAUACCUACAACAAUACGGCGCUGUUUGAGGAGAGCGGGCUCAUCCGUAUCACCCUGGGGGCUUCCACCAUCUCAUCGGUGAGCAGCGUGCGCUCUGCCCGCACCCACUCCAGCCAGCGGGGAUACCUCAGAGACAACAUGACGGCACGUCAGGGCUCAGCUCUGGAUCACAGCCUGCUGGGUCACGCUGGCCCCACGGACAUCGACGUGGCUAUGUUCCACCGUGAUGCUGGGGGAGACCAGGACUCGGACUCAGACAGCGACCUGUCUCUGGAUGAGGAACGCAGCCUCUCCAUCCCAUCGUCAGAAAGCGAGGAGAAUGUGCGCCUGCGGGGCCGCUUCCCGCGCCAGUUCAAGCGUGCAGCACACAGUGAGCGCCUCCUCACCAACCCAACAAACACUGCUCCCAAAGAUGUGGAUGGCAACGACCUCAUGUCGUACUGGCCGGCUUUGGGCGAGUGUGAGGUUCAUCCCUGCUCCCUGCAGAAGUGGGGCUCUGAGCGGAAACUGGGGUUUGACAUCAAUAAGGAUGCAGCCAACAACAAUCAGCCAGACCUGGCCUUGACCAGUGGGGAUGAGAACUCGCUCACCCAGACCCAACGACAGAGAAAAGGGAUUUUGAAGAACCGCCUCCAGUACCCUCCAGCUCUGCAGGGCUUGCCGGCCGUCGGCAGGAUGACCAACGAGCUGUCCUGGUACAAGACCUCCACACUGGGUCACAGGGCCGUCCCCGCUGCCUCCUAUGGCAGGAUCUACUCCGGGGCAGGCAGCCUGUCGCAGCCAGCCAGCCGGUACUCAUCUCGGGAGCAGCUCGACAUGCUGAUGAGGAGACAGAUGUCCCGGGAGCAGCUGAGCAGGAACAACUCAGGAGAGUGUUUGGAAACGGUGCCCAGCCGGCACGGGUCCAGGGAGGAGCUGGACACUAUUCCCAGCAGGCACGGGUCUACCGAACACCUAGAAAAUCUCCCCAGCAGACACGGGUCGAGGGAAAAUUUGGAUCUUCUUGCUCCUAGGCCCAGUCAAAGAGAUCAUGGGAACACACUGCCCCGGAGGCAGGGCUCCAGAGACCACCUUGAAACUUUACCCUGCAGAUUUGGGUCAAGAGAGCAGCUAGACUGUGGGCUGGUAAGAGAGGUCUCAAGAGAGUGGCUAAAUACAUUGCCAAGUAGGCAAGGGUCCAGAGACCGCAUAGACAGAUUGCCAAGUCGAGAUACUUCUCGAGAACAAUUGGAUUUGCUUUCUAGAAGACAACCUUCAAGGGACCAGCUAGCAUCAUCUAGACAAACUUCAAGAGAGCAUCUGGACUUUCUCUCCAGAAAAUCUAAUUCCAGAGAGCCUCUGGGUACAGUGCCUAGCAGGCAGCCCUCACAGGAGAAUCUGGGGAGUCUCUCUAGGAGACAGCUCUCUAGGGAAAGCCUGGAACCACUCUCUAGGAGGCAGCCUUCUAGAGAGAACCUGGAGGCCAUCCCCAGCAGACAUCCUUCCACUGAACAGUUAGACAUCCUAUCUUCCAUCCUUGCUUCUUUUAACACCUCCGUCCUGUCCUCGGUGCAAUCUUCCAGCACGCCUUCAGGCCCCCAGACCACCGCCAACCCUUCUGGCAUGCACACCUCGACGCCCUCUGCAAUGUGCCCCUCAACGCCUCACUCCAGCACCUCUCACAGCAUUUCGGAGCUGUCGCCAGACUCAGAAAUAAUGAGAAACGAAGGCCAUUCCUGAGGGGCCGAAGACGUCCAGAAGAGAGAUAGAAGAGACAGGGCCGUUCGCCUAGCCAGACACUACCAGCCAAGGUUUGGCAUCCCCAUGGGCAGGGGCAGAACUGAUGGUGGUCAGAGGCCCAAAAACCAACUCUGCCUUCCCUGCCCUCCGGGCUGAGGGGCCGGCACCCAACCAUCCACCUCCGGAGCCUCCGGGCUCUCUGCCGCUCUGCUCCGUUUGCCUGCCUGGUGUGAGAGGUAUAGCAGGAGCCUGUUCAGGGGAGAGUUGUGUUGAGCCCCCUGGGGCUGAACUCUUCCUUUGCAACCCAUUUCUAUGUGGGGUGCGUGCGUGCGUGUGUGUGUGUGUGUGUUUGUGUGUGUGUGUGUGUGUGGACAGGGGCAGGGGGACAGAAAUGGAGCCCAGGACAUGGGGGUGGAGGAGGGUUUUCUACCUUUUUGUAUCUUUGUAAUCAGAGAGAAGAGAAAUUUCUAUGGUUAUUUUUGCGGAUGGUCUGUUCCCAGGACCUGGGGUGUCUGUCUGCCAACAGCCCUUCUCUGGCUUCCCUGGGGUGCCAGGGACUACAGGACUGGAGGGACAGUGCUAAGCAGACCUCGUGGCUUUGCCAGCGUCACUCAGUCUCCUCCCUGAGGCAGGCGGUGAGCGUCCAGCUGGGCCCUCUGCUCCUCGCCCCACAGCUCCCUAUAUGUCUCAGCAGGGUCCUCCUGCUGUCCUGUGUCCCUCAGUGCCCUGCAGCUGUGCUGGCCCUGCAGCCCAGCUUCCCUCAGCCCUGUCUGCUCUGGGGCUGCCCCUGUCCAUGAGCUGGGGUAAGCAUGAGGGUUUCAGGCACAGAGCUGGGUGGCCCUGGCACUGCUUGGGCAGCUCAGCGGUAGGCCAGGCUGUUUUGGUGCCCAGCAGCCAAUGAGCAUCUUCAGGAAUGAGACCUCUCUGGUCUUUUGGUCUGGCGUUGCUUGCAGAAGUUGUUUCUAGCUGGUUCCCUGCAGGCUCUGUGCAUGCAAGCCCUGCCAGCAGAGAACCCCUUCUCCGGGCAGCCUGGAUUUCAGGAGACAGAGACGAAUGGCACUUUGCCCUUUGGAAAUUCAGGCUACUCUGCACGCUUCUCUGUUAAGCCAGGGCCCCCACCAUCCCCUCACCAGCUGGCUCUCCUCUGUGCCUACACUGGGAGCGGGGCCCCUGGCUUGGGGGGCUGGCACACUCCCCUUGGCCCACCCAGAGAGGCCAUGCCCCUGCUCAGCUGUCCCUGGGUGCCACCAGGGCCGUGGUGCUCACUGCCUUACUGCCACCCCACUGCCACACCUCGCAGCCCGGGAUGUUUACACAGGAGGAUUUGUGCUGCUGUCCUCCAGGGCUCUGCCCGGGCAGGCCAAGGUCUCGGGUUGGGGAAGGCCUUGCGCCGGCUCCCGGCAUGGAGCUGAGCAGCUCCGCAAGCCCGUCUCCCCGCUGACAUGUUUACACACCCUACGGGACCACUCGUUUACAUGUUUCUCUCCAGCUUGGGCAAGGGGGCCACAGCCCUCUAGUGCCAAAUGGAGAGCAAGAGACAAGUGCCAAAAAAUAAAUAAGACACGGUGGAGCUGAUGGCAUCGGGGUGGCUAUGCCUGUGGUACAGGGCCAGGCAGGGAGCAGGGCAGCCUUGCAGGGCUGUGGCUCAGUCCCAGUGUGGUGCUGUUGCCUGGGCUCUGGGAGCACCCUCCUUGGGUUUGGGUUUGUUCCUUUGGGGAUUUGGUUUUGGUUGUUUUUUCGGGUCUUUUUGUUCUGUCUCCAUAUCCCAAUCCUGUGGGCAGGGAGAUACCCACGCUCCCUCCCUGGCUGUGUAAAAGUGUAUCAUGGAAGCGCCAGAUUUGGAAAUAAAAGUCUAUAAAAUGGCA